Lycium ferocissimum is the source of this 528-nucleotide messenger RNA. RefSeq lists its product as uncharacterized. The record is from RefSeq and is a predicted model, not a curated record. Bases 1 to 528 code for a protein of 175 amino acids. Lineage: Eukaryota; Viridiplantae; Streptophyta; Magnoliopsida; Solanales; Solanaceae. The transcript has 2 exons.
AUGUCGAAGAAGAAUAUGAGAACAAUUAUCAAUUGCACCAACAUCAUGGCUGAGUACGAAGCAUGUAUCUUGGUUUUACGUUUAGCCCUCGACAUGGAUGUGAAAGAUCUUCAGGUCAAGUUCAAACGCAUACCAAGAAACCAGAACGAGUUUGCCGAUGCAUUGGCAACAAUAGCAUCCACGAUUCAGCAUCCCGACAGUAGAUACAUUGAUCCGGUCAAAAUUGAAAUCAGAGAUCAACCAGCCCACUGUGCUUUUGUAGAGGCUAAGACUGAUGGAAAACCUUGGUACGUCGACAUUAAAAUGUUCUUGGAGAAAGGAGAAUAUCCCGAAGGAACCACUUUAAAUCAGAAGAGGACUAUUAGGAAGUUAGCAAAUGGUUUCUUCCUCAACAAGAAUGUCCUGUACAAAAGAACUCCAGAUUGGGGAUUGCUUAGUUGUGUUGACUCCGUCGAAGCUACAAAAUUGCUUGAAGAAGUGCAUCUUUGGAACUUGCGGACCUCACAUGAACGGGUUCGUACUGGCUAA